Molecule: messenger RNA, 556 nt
Organism: Drosophila persimilis
Lineage: Eukaryota; Metazoa; Arthropoda; Insecta; Diptera; Drosophilidae
Exons: 2
Coding region: 1-471 (156 amino acids)
Biological process (GO): regulation of DNA-templated transcription
Cellular component (GO): DRM complex
Source: RefSeq, a predicted model, not a curated record
AUGGAGGCAGCUUCAACGUCGCACAAAAAGCUACCAAAGAAGAAUGAAUUGACCAAGAAGAGAGCUUCUAGGUGGAAAAAGCAUUCGCUUUCUUUGGUGGAAAUUCAAAGGGAAGAGGAGGAGGAGGAGGAGGAGGCCAAGGGCCGAUCUGACGCUGAGACUGUGACUGCGGCCGAGGGUGACAGCGAUGACGGCGAGUCGGGACAACAGGAGGCCAGUGGCGUCAGCUCCAUCAUUGCUGAAAUGAAGGAGAAGGACGAGGAAGAAGCGGACGAGAACGCCAAGGCAGGAUUUACUGAGGAGGACGUCAAGACCAUGGAGGAACUGAGUCGCAUGCCCCUCGCCUCCAUGGCCGCCCACAUCCAGGCCAUGGACUCGCAGCUGUACGAAUUGAGUCAGCUCGAGACCCGUGAGCUGUCCCGCAGCAAGCACCUGCGCGUCUUCUCCAACUACCGCCGCCGCAGCAAGUGAACGGGACGGCAAAUCAUCUAAAUCAUCUACUUACACAGCUGUGCGGACUUUGAUGGUAUCGAAUAAAUGGUUGUCAGUGAAAGUA